UACAGGGAGUGAUGGCUACUGGAGUCAGAGGCGCUGGGAUGUUGGGGGAGUAGGGGCAGAGAGAGACACUGCAGUCAACUCCAGCCGUGCAAUUCGAGGAGGGAGGGGAGAGGGAAAUAAUAAAUAAGGAGUAACACUUUGGGAGGGGUGUGGGAAUCAGGAAAGCUCUGAUCAGGACGGAAACCCUGGAAGGUGGAUGGGGAAGAUUCCCCUGCAAGUUGGAGGCCCCAAAGCUACAGAAUCUUAAAAUGAGAGUAUUCCCAGACUGGAAAUGCAAGUUGAACAUCACUUUAAGAUCUGGCGGAGUCACUCGGUUGAGACGGACCUGAGUAUCAUCAGUCUUUGGGAGGAGUACCUUUGUCUGUACUGUUUGUGGGAAAGAUUUCAAACAUUGAUGAGACUGAAAGAGUACCAAGAUGCCCGUACACUCAGGAGUAAGCAUGUUUCAGCACACUGACUGUGGAAGGGCCUUUGAACCAGUUACAAUCCUGAGUGAGAGGGAACUGGAUGAAAAGGCUUACCCAGGCUGAAGAAUAUUUGUAUCAUUCAUAGUGUGGGGGGGGGGAACUGAUGUGUGUGUUCUUUAUGUAGACGACCAGCAUCAGCCGACUGCCCAGUCCUCACACCAUGGAGAAACCGUGGAAAUGUGGGGACUGUGGCAUGGGGUUCAGAACUCCAUCUGAGGUUGAGAUCCAUCGACGCAGUCACACCGGGGAGAGGCCGUUCACCUGCGCCGAGUGUGGCAAAGGGUUCGCCGAUUCAUCCCACCUGCACAGACACCAGCGGACCCACGCCCGGGAAAGUCCCUUCGUCUGCCCCGAGUGUGGGAAGGGGUUCACCCGCUCGCAGCACCUCGAGGCACACGGGCGCACUCACACCGGCGAGAGGCCGUUCGCCUGCUCCGUGUGCGGGAAGGGAUUCUCGCAGUCGUGCAACCUGCUGAUCCACCAGCGGCUCCACACCGGGGAGCGGCCGUUCACCUGUGCCGUGUGCAGGAAGGGAUUCGCUCAGCUCUCCCACCUGCGGAAACACCAACAGGUUCACGAGUGAAGCGGCGAAUGGCUUCUGCCCCCCCCCCCCCGGGUAACGUGGGGAGUUAAUCAAGUCUGCUACGAAAGGCUCGUCGCAGCCGAGGGAAGCCUCGAAACUGCUCGCGCCGGAGCCUCUGUUCGAAAGAAUUCCGAACUGAAUGUCGCAGCUUUGGGCUAAAAAGGGGAAACGGGCGAGAGAACUCACUGUUCAGUGAGGUGAGCAUUGUUCACGAGGACACAGCGUGAGGUUACGCGAUGGUCAGGAACCAGACAGAGAUUAAAGACCAGGGGUUGAUGCUGUGAAAACUGAUGGAAGUCCUGCUCUCGUUCUCCUCACCGGUAGCAAAGGAAAGUCAAUAUAGACUGGGUUAAUCUGUAAAUCAAUUGCCUGGGUUUGUUGCUGUCGUUUGCUUCAGGGUCGAUAAGCUUGUCCUGACUUGUACCGGACAACUGGUGAGGCCGCUCCUGGAGUACUGUGUGCAUGUUAUAGGGAGGAUAUUAUUAAGCUGGAGAGGGUUCAGAAGAGAGUUACCGGGAUAUUGCUGGGGUUUGAGUUAUAAGGAGAGGCUGGGAGUUUUUUCACCGGAGAGCAGAGGUUUAUAAAGUCAUGAGGGGUGCAGAUAAGGUGAAUGAAUUCCUGAGGUUGGGGGCUUUCAAGACAGAGGGGUAUAUUUAGAUGGCGAGAGGAGAGAGAUUUCAAAAAGACGUGAGGCAACUUUUUUUUUAACAUAGAGUGGUUUGCAUGUGGAACGAUCUGCCGGAGGAAGUGGUGGAUGCGGGUAGACUUACAACAUUUCAAAGGGAUAUGGACCCGGAGCAAGCAGGUGGGACUAGUUUAGGUGGGAUUAGGGUCAGCACGGACUGGUUUCUGUGCUCUGUGACUUGGCCUCGUUAAAGUUGAUUCAAAACGGAGCGCCAUUGUCGAGAAUGCUGAAGUGGGAGCCACUGGAUGAGGUGCAUUGGGUGGGUGGUGCGCUCAACCUCAUCGAAGGCUGCAGAGACAUCGGGAAGAACGGGGAGGGGGGCUUUACCUGUGUCACCGUCCCGGAGAAUGUCACUCACGACAAGACAUCGGUUGGAGAACUGUCGCGGGGCGGAUUGGAGGCAUUCUAAGGAAAGAUGGCUAUGCAUUUAGGAGUUUCAUGGUAUUUAUUAAUUAAUUAAUUCAUUCAUUCAUUCAUUCAAUGAAUCAACUGUUGUAUUCAUUCGGUCAGACAGUCAUUCUUAUGAUCUUAGAAUCCCUACCAUGUGGAAACCUGCCCUUCAGCCCAACAAGUCCACACUGACCCUCCGAAGAGUAACCCACCCAGACCCAUUCCCCAUUACUCUACAUUUAUCCCUGACAAAUGCACCUCACCUGCACAUCCCUGGGCACUAUGGGUAAUUUACCGUGGCCAAUCCACCCUAACCUGCACAUCCCUGGGCACUAUGGGUAAUUUACCGUGGCCAAUCCACCCUAACCUGCACAUCCCUGGGCACUAUGGGUAAUUUAGCAUGGCCAAUCCACCCUAACCUGCACAUCCCUGGGCACUAUGGGUAAUUUAGCGCAGCCAAUCCACCCUAACCUGCACAUCCCUGGGCACUAUGGGUAAUUUAGCGCAGCCAAUCCACCCGAACCUACACAUCCCUGGGCACUAUGGGCAAUUUAGCAUGGCCAAUCCACUCUAACCUGCACAUCCCUGGGCACUAUGGGUAAUUUAGCACGGCCAUUCCACCCUAACCUGCACCUCUUUGGAUUGUGGGAGGGUACCAGAGCACCCGGAGGAAACCCACGCAGACGUGGGGCGAAUAUGCAAACUCCAUACAGACAGUUGCCCGAGGCUGGAAUCAAACCCGGGUCCCUGGCGCUGAGGCAGCAAAACUAGUACCCGAGCUAGUGUUGUGAGGUGAUCAAAUGUUUUAGGAUUUUGGAAUGACGUCGGGAGAUCAGAGACAGAGCAGUGGAUUGUGAAGUGGUUGAGGAAUUUGUGUUAUGAUGACUUGAUUUUUAUUCGUUCAUGGGAUUCAUUGCCCUUCUCUAAUUGGGGCAGACCGUAGAUUCAGAUUCAAGCACAUUGCUAUGGAUCCACAGGCUGAGACAACUGGGAUCAGAUUCUGAAGGGCAUUGCUGGCUCGUAUUAUUGUCAGUCCUUAAUUGCUCAAUCGUCAUUUAAGGUACAUCUGAAACGAAAAGAUCUUGGAGCGCGAGACCGUAGUUCCUUGAAAGUGGAGUCACAGGUAUACAGCAUAGUCAAGAAGGCAUUUGGUACGCUUGUCUUUAUUAGUCAGCGCACUGAGUAUAGAAGUUGGGAGGUCAUAUUGCGGCUGUAUAGGACAUUGGUUAAGCCACUUCCGGAACACUGUGUGCAAUUCUGGUCUCCCUUCUCUCCGAAUGAUGUUGUGAAACUUGAAAGGGUUCAGAAAAGAUUUACAAGGAUGUUGCCAAGGUUGGAGGGUUUGAGCUACGGGGAGAGGCUGGCGCUGUUUUCCCUGGAGCAUCGGAGGCUGAGCGGUGACCUUAUAGAGGUUUGUAAAAUCAUGAGGGGGCAUGGAUAGGGUAAAUAGACAAGGUCUUUUCCCUGGGGUGGGGGAGUCCAGAGCUAGAGGGCUAUAAGUUCAGGGUGAGAGGGGAAAGAUAUAAAAGGGACAUGAGGAGUGACUCUUUCAUGCAGAGAGUGGUGCAUGUAUGGAAUGGACUGCCAGAAAAAGUGGUGGAGGCUGAUACAAUUACAAUUAUUUCUGCUUUCUUUAUUCAUUCAUGGGAUGAGGGCACUACUGGCUGGGCACAGCAUUUACUGCCCAUCCCUAAUUGCCCAGAGGGCAGUGAAGAGUCAACCACAUUGCUUUGGGUCUGGAGUCACAUGUAGGUCAGACAAGGUAAGGUUGGCAGUUUCCUUCCCUUAAGGACAUGAGUGAACCAAAUGGGUUUUCCUGACAAUCGACGUUGGAUUCAUGGUCAUUGUUAGACCCUUAAUUCCAGAUCUUGUUUCAUUGAAUUCAAAUUCCACCACCUGCCCUAGCGGGAUUUGAACCUGGAUUCCCCAGAACAUUAGCUGGGUCUCUGGAUAAACAGUCCAAUGAUAAUACCACCUGGCUAUAGCCUCCCCUGUUUAAAAGGCAGCUGGAUGGCUAUAUGAAUGGGAAGGGUUGAGGGAGACGUGAGCCAAGUGCUGGCAGAUGGGGCUCGGUUAAUUUAGAGUUCUGAUCAGCGAGUAUGGGUUUGGUUGAAAAGAAAACCUAAAAACCCACAUGUACACAUAUACGUUUGUGGGGUGAAUUUGUGCUUGCAGAGUUACAUUGUACUUUGCUCAAAAACUGCAUGAAUCCAUGUCAGACUCCAUCAACUCACUUCCUAGAUUAGAAUCAGUCUAAACAUUACGGCACAGACAACAAAACACAGGGGACAGACACCUUCAACACCCUAAGAUCUUAUCUGGGCUGACACCAAUUGUUAAAGUUUACCUGAGAAUGUAACUUCUAAAAAAAAUUUUGUGAUAUACAUAUCAAAGAAGUGAAACUAUCAUGGUCAUUCUAACAGAUGAGGGACUUAACAAACAAUCAAGGUAUUUUUCAAUGUAUAAUUUCGCUUGCAUCACACUGUAAACUUGCUAUAAAUUCUGUGUCUUAUAAAUGUGUCCUCCACAACCACCUGAUGAAGGGGCAGCGCUCCGAAAGCUAGCGCUUCCAAAUAAAC
Messenger RNA from Hemiscyllium ocellatum (epaulette shark), 4704 nucleotides. RefSeq names its product zinc finger protein 239-like. The transcript has 2 exons. NCBI's taxonomy places the organism in Eukaryota, Metazoa, Chordata, Chondrichthyes, Orectolobiformes, Hemiscylliidae. Gene Ontology annotation, biological process: central nervous system development; regulation of transcription by RNA polymerase II. The coding region runs from base 628 to 1050 and encodes 140 amino acids. Gene Ontology annotation, cellular component: nucleus. The record is from RefSeq and is a predicted model, not a curated record. Gene Ontology annotation, molecular function: RNA polymerase II cis-regulatory region sequence-specific DNA binding; DNA-binding transcription factor activity, RNA polymerase II-specific.